AAGUCAACAACAUCCUGGGAUUGGGACACACUUUCUGGGCACUGCUGGCCAGUCCCAAAAUGGAACAUAAGGAAGUGGUUCUUCUACUUCUCUUAUUUCUGAAAUCAGGUCAAGGAGAGCCUCUGGAUGACUAUGUGAAUACCCAGGGGUCUUCACUGUUCAGUGUCACUAAGAAGCAGCUGGGGGCAGGAAGCAGAGAAGAAUGUGCAGCAAAAUGUGAGGAGGACAAAGAAUUCACCUGCAGGGCAUUCCAAUAUCACAGUAAAGAGCAACAGUGUGUGAUAAUGGCUGAAAACAGGAAGUCCUCAAUAAUCAUCAGGAUGAGAGAUGUAGUUUUAUUUGAAAAGUAAAUGUAUCUUUCAGAGUGCAAGACUGGGAAUGGAAAGAACUACAGAGGGACGAUGUCCAAAACAAAAAAUGGCAUCACCUGUCAAAAAUGGAGUUCCACUUCUCCCCGCAGACCUAGGUAAGACUUUCCCUUUCAUCUUUGUGUUCAUCUACUGUAAAGUUGUCCCUCUGUGUCUGUGAGGGAUUGGUUCCAGGACCCCUGUGGCUACCAAAAUCCAUGCUUCUCAAGUCCCUUAUGUAAAAUGGUGCAGUAUUUGCAUAUAACCUACAUACCUUCUCUUGUGCAAUCCCUAAUAUAAUGUAAAUGCUAUGUAAUCAUUGUUAUGCUGUAUUGUUUUUAUUUGUAUUAUGUUUUAUUGUCAUAUUUUUAUUUUCUCUCAUCUUUUUCAAGUCUUUUCCAUCCACAGUUGGUUGAAUUUGUGGAUGUGGAACCCAUGGAUACAGAGGGCCAACUGUAUUUAGGAUAAUUUCAUCACUUUUAAUUCAAACCAGAAUAUGUGAAUAAGCAGACAGAAAGAAUCUUUUUGAUGUCGAUGUUCAACUAUUUUUGGCACCAUAGUAGAACAUGGUUGCUUUCUAUUUUUUCUUGCGUAUGGAGGUUUCUUGAAGACCUAGAACAUAGAAGAAUGCCUAGUUAAAAAAAAAAAAAUCAAUGAAACUACGAGUUUUAGGCCAAAUCUGAGAAAAGACCACAGAUGACUAUGUUUGGGACUGAAGUAAACAUAUCAAGUUAGAACUCUCAUCACAUGUUUGACUCAAAUUGUGGAGCAAAAUAGUAAAUAAAAUAUAAAAAUGAAAAUGAAGAUACGUGAAAUUCAAA
Molecule: messenger RNA, 1168 nt
Organism: Gorilla gorilla gorilla (western lowland gorilla)
Lineage: Eukaryota; Metazoa; Chordata; Mammalia; Primates; Hominidae
Gene: PLGLB2
Product: plasminogen like B2
Exons: 4
Coding region: 60-350 (96 amino acids)
Source: RefSeq, a predicted model, not a curated record